Messenger RNA from Zymoseptoria tritici IPO323, 901 nucleotides. RefSeq lists its product as uncharacterized. Bases 47 to 901 code for a protein of 284 amino acids. Lineage: Eukaryota; Fungi; Ascomycota; Dothideomycetes; Mycosphaerellales; Mycosphaerellaceae. Gene Ontology annotation, cellular component: mitochondrion. The record is from RefSeq and is a predicted model, not a curated record. The transcript is spliced from 2 exons. Gene Ontology annotation, molecular function: delta(3,5)-delta(2,4)-dienoyl-CoA isomerase activity.
CAAGGAGACAAGAGCAGUCCAAGGUAGUUCACAUCGAUCACACAGCAUGUCGGCCUCCUCCUUGAAGUACGACUUCUUCAACGUCUCCAUACCCGUGGAGUACGUUGCCGUCGUCGAAGUGGACCGGGUCAAGAAGCUAAAUGCCUUCACGCAACAAAUGUUCACGGAUCUUGGAGCCAUAUUCAGAAGACUGUCUGUGGAUCCAGAUGUCCGCGUGAUAAUUCUCACCGGAGCUGGAGAGAAAGCAUUCACAGCUGGUCUGGACAUCACCGCCGCCUCGCAGGGGGCACUUACCGGCGGAGGUAUGCCAGGUGCCGAGAAGGACACCGCGAGGAAGGCGUGGGAUCUUCGAAGACAUAUCAAGGAGAUCCAGGAACCCGUCUCGGAUGUGGAGAAGUGCGAAAAACCCGUCAUCUCGGUCAUGCAUGGGAUCAGCUACGGAGCCGCUAUCGAUAUCUCAACAUGUUGCGACAUCCGAAUUUGCUCCAAGGACACCAUCUUUUCCGUCCGAGAAGUUGCGAUUGGUCUUGCAGCCGAUGUUGGAACUUUGACCAGACUUCCGCAUACCCAAGUCCCCAUGUCAUGGAUCAAGGACAUAUGUCUGACGGCGAGAGAUUUCGGAGCUCAAGAGGCUUUGACCAUGGGCUUUGUGUCUGGCGUAUAUGACAGCAAGCAAGCGGCGUUGGAUCGGGCGAUGGUGCUGGCGAAGGACAUCGCGGCGGCGAGUCCAAUUGCUGUGCAGUCGACCAAGGCGGUGAUCAACUAUUCUAGGGAUCACUCCGUGGCAGACGGACUGGACUAUGUCGCUGUUUGGAAUGCAGCAAUGCUACAAACGCAAGACGUGAAGGACGCAUUAUUCUCGAAGAAAGAGAAGAGGACGCCGAAAUUCGCAAAGCUAUGA